Messenger RNA from Drosophila arizonae, 1699 nucleotides. Its product is annotated as putative inorganic phosphate cotransporter. Gene Ontology annotation, cellular component: membrane. Gene Ontology annotation, biological process: transmembrane transport; monoatomic anion transport. Lineage: Eukaryota; Metazoa; Arthropoda; Insecta; Diptera; Drosophilidae. Gene Ontology annotation, molecular function: transmembrane transporter activity. The record is from RefSeq and is a predicted model, not a curated record.
GACUUAGUUUACAUAGAAGUUUUGUGCUGUGCGGUGAUGCUCUACAGAGGACACACCCUAAAACAAAAUGGCGAACAGCAACGGCAUAGCAAAGAAUCGUCGCUUCGAAGAUGAAGAUUCGGGAUUUGGCAUGCGGCACUUGCAGAUGCUGUUGAUCUUCUGUGGCCUAACGGUUGGAUUUGCGAUGCGAGUCAAUCUUUCGGUGGCUGUUGUGGCCAUGACCAAUGCCACGACAGUAAACCCAGAUUUUCCGGAAUAUCCCCUGUCGGAGAAGACAAAGUCCUGGGUGCUGAGCAGCUUCUUUUGGGGCUAUGUGAUGACCCAGGUGCCCGCUGGGGCCUUGGCGCGUCGCUUUGGCGGCAAGGUCACCCUGUUGACGGGGGUUUCCAUCUGCUCCCUCAUGAAUCUAUUGACGCCACUCUGCGCCCGCCUAGGCGGUUGGUCCUUGCUUUGUGGCCUGCGCUUCAUUGAAGGCCUGUGUCAGGGUGUUUUCUAUCCCUCAUGCCAUACGAUUAUCGCCCAUUGGCUGCCGCCAAGGGAGCGCGGUUCUAUGACCACAUAUGCCUAUACCGGAAGUCAAUUCGGCACGAUUCUCAUGCUGGUCACAAGUGGACUACUCGCAUCCUCAGCUGGUGGCUGGCCGAGCAUCUUCUAUGCGUCGGGCGGCUGUGGCAUCAUUUGGGUCUUCGUUUAUUACAUUUUGGGUGCCAGUACGCCAAAGGACUCCAAGAAUAUUACAGCUGAGGAGGUCCAGUUGAUUGAAAUGGAGCUGGCCAAAGAGCGGACGGUCAAUGCGGAGCUGCCAAGCUAUCGGCAAGCGACGCCCUGGCUGAGUUUCCUAACCUCGGGCCCGUUUCUGGCCCUGACCGCAGUGCAUUGUGUCUCGGCCUGGGGCUACUGGACGCUUCUCACGCAAAUUCCCAGCUACAUGAAUAACGUUUUGGGCAAGGACAUCAAAUCGAAUGCUCUGCUCUCCGCUCUGCCCUAUGUGGCCAACUUUUUGCUGAGCUUUCCAUUCGUCUGGUUGGCCAAGUGCAUGGAGAAGAGGGAAUCAAUAUCGCUGGCCUUCAGUCGGAAGUUCUUCAAUACAAUUGGUCAAUAUAUACCCAUGUGUCUGCUGGUCGCAUUGGGCUAUGUGACCAAGGAACAGGACACUCUGGCCGUCAUCCUGCUAACAUUUACCGUGGGCAUCAACACGGCCUGCCACUUGGGCUUCCAGGUGAACCACAUCGAUCUGUCGCCCAACUUUGCUGGCACUCUGAUGGGCAUCAGCAAUGCAUUGGCCAGCAUCAUGAGUCUCAGUGCACCGCUGCUGGUGGGCGUGAUUGUUACCGAUAAGCACGACGCGGAGCAGUGGCGCAUUGUCUUCUUUGUGGCCGCUGGGUUUUAUCUGGUGGGAAACGGUCUGUUCGUUCUCUUUGGACGCGCCGAUGUCCAGCCCUGGAAUGACCCACCUGCUAAACGUGAUCACAAAUCCAUACCACAGAUGGAAUCACAAAAAUCUGAUCACUGUGAUAAAUGAUAACAAAAGAUAGCCCACAAUUGCAGUUGUUCGUUAUCGUACCUCACUUAGUCGUAAUCUUCAUGAAGGCUGCUGAUAGAAUCUCAGCUGAGUUUGUAAUCUAACUCAUAUUAUACAUAUGCUGUGUUGUGUUUUGUUUAAGUUUGUGUUGUAAAUGCAUUUCUUAAUUGCUUAAGA